Oppia nitens is the source of this 1575-nucleotide messenger RNA. Its product is annotated as cytochrome P450 1A1-like. Bases 28 to 1575 code for a protein of 515 amino acids. Gene Ontology annotation, molecular function: heme binding; monooxygenase activity; iron ion binding. Lineage: Eukaryota; Metazoa; Arthropoda; Arachnida; Sarcoptiformes; Oppiidae. The transcript has 6 exons. The record is from RefSeq and is a predicted model, not a curated record.
UAAAUUUGACAAAAAAAAAUAAAAUAAAUGUUUUUAUUAACACAAUUAUAUUUGUGGAUUAUAUCGGAUAUAUGGACAACAGUAAUAACAUUACUAAUCGGUUAUGUUGUCUACAGUGUCGUUAAAUUUUAUUACCGAUACUUGAGUCUACCUCCCGGUCCAUUUCCAUUGCCAUUGGUUGGCAAUAUGUUAACAUUUAGAUCCAAACCUCAUUGGGACGACAUUAUUAGACAGUUGGCUGAAAAAUAUGGACCAAUAUUUACUGUAUACAUAGGUAGUACACCUCAAGUUAUUGUUACCGAUGCAGACAUUGCCAGACAGGCGUUUAGCAAAAAUAAUUUUGCCGGACGACCCGAUUCUCAUUUUGGAACCUUAUUAGCCAAUGGAGUAGCUAUGACUGAUUACGGUCCCAAUUGGGAAGCACGUAGACGGGUGGCGCAUGCGGCAGCCAUGAAAUAUUCAAAUAAUGAACGUCUAGUAACCGUUGCCGUCGACUGUAUGGACAAAACAGUUCAAACAAUGUUGGAAAGGGAGGGUCCGGACACACCUAUUAAUCCAUCCGAUUAUAUAUAUCUAACAUUUCUAAAUAUUUUGGCCAACAGUGCACUAAAUGAAAAUUAUACUAUCGAUGAUCCGGAAUUUAUUAAAAUCAAAUAUGUAUUGCGAGACCUAUUGAUAGAGUCGGGAUCCCGGUUCCUGUUAUGGCAAUACUCUAAACUAGUUCAAUGGUUAGACUAUAAAAUGGUCGGGAAGGUUAGCCGCGAGUUUGAUGAGUUAAGACAAUUGAUUGUCCGAAAAUUUCAAAAACAUUACACCGAUUAUACACCAGGUAUUGAACGCGAUAUUUGCGAUGCACUGAUUACAGCCAAAUAUGAUGCCCUGAGAGAGGGCCGGGAGUCGGCACCCUAUCUGACUGAUGAACGACUUGGUUAUACAGUUUUCGAUAUGUUUUUUGCCGGUAUUGAAACAUCCUAUCAUACUUUCCUGUGGUUAGUCCUGUUGUUAGCCUAUUAUCCAACGGAGCAAAAUAGACUACGACAGGAAAUUGAUAGUCAAAUUGGUGAACGAUUACCCAGACAUGAGGACAGACAACAGUGUCAUUAUGUGAUGGCAUUUAUAGCCGAAACUAUGAGAUUCAGGAAUGUCCUGCCAUUAGGUUUGUCUCAUAGGGCUGUCGUCACCAGUAAAAUAGGUGACUAUACAAUACCUAAAGGACUACCAGUGCUCGUCUAUCAGGGAAUUGUAUUGCGAAACACUAGUAACAACAACAACAACAACAACAACAACAAGUACUGGACAAAUGGUGACCAAUUUCUACCCAACCGUUUCCUAGACAGUAACGGCCAUUAUAUGACUACCCGUUCGCCAGCAUUCAUACCGUUUGGUGUGGGACGUCGUAAAUGUCUGGGCGAUAGGCUGGCCAUUGCCGACCUGUUUCUUGUUUUAGUCCGAUUUCUACAGUCGACACACAACUAUGAUAUUGUUUUGGACAGUCAUCACGAUUUGGAUGCCAGUCCACAGAGUAGUGACGCUAUAAUACCCUAUGAUUAUACUAUUAUAUUGAAAACUAAAUAG